Molecule: messenger RNA, 2583 nt
Organism: Dujonia railenensis
Lineage: Eukaryota; Fungi; Ascomycota; Pichiomycetes; Serinales; Debaryomycetaceae
Source: the annotation of a GenBank genome assembly
AUGUCUGAAGAAUUGUCAUUGCCACCUCCUUCGUUGGAAGAGGAGAAUGUUUCCACUACCUCAUCUUCUUCUUCGUUUGUGCCCAUUGAGUUCACAACUCAAGAUGCCAUUCAAGUUAUCAACGAACAUAAAGAAUUCAAUGAUGGUAUCCUUGAGUAUAUAAAAACUACGGCCCCUGUGAAUAGUGAAACCACCGGUGGGAUUGGUAACAACUACCAUAUCAUUUCGGUAUUUGGGUCUCAAUCUACCGGAAAAUCUACGUUGUUAAACAAGUUAUUCAAUACGAAUUUUGAUGUAAUGGAUGAAACAAACCGUCAGCAGACCACCAAGGGGAUUUGGAUGGCCUAUUCUCCUCACAUCUCUACUACUAAGAGUGCACUGAAGCAAACCAGCAACCAGUUGAGAGAGAAUGUCUUCGUUAUGGAUGUUGAAGGCACUGAUGGUAGAGAAAGAGGUGAAGAUCAGGACUUCGAGAGGAAGGCAGCAUUAUUUGCCCUCUCUACCAGUGAGAUCUUGAUCAUUAACACGUGGGAACAACAGAUUGGCUUGUACCAAGGUGCUAACAUGGGAUUAUUAAAGACAGUGUUUGAAGUUAACUUGUCCUUAUUCGGAAAAUCCAAGUUAGAUAGUUCAAACGACCAUAAAGUGCUCUUGUUAUUUGUCAUUAGAGAUCACAUUGGAACCACUUCUAAAGAAUCGCUUUCAAAUACUAUCAAGGCUUCACUCUCGACUAUCUGGGAAUCAUUAAACAAGCCAUCAGAAUUACAAAAGUUUCAAUUUGAGGAUUUUUUUGACUUGGCAUUUCAUACAUUGAGUCAUAAGGUUUUACAAGCAGAUUUGUUUACCACUGAUGUUGAACACUUGGGAGAUAAGUUAAUUGACGUAAACGAUAGUGAAUACCUUUUCAAACCAGAAUAUCACCAUAGCAUCCCUAUUGAUGGCUGGACUAUGUAUGCUCAACAAUGUUGGCAACAAAUUGACUCUAACAAGGACUUGGAUUUACCUACUCAGCAAAUAUUGGUGGCCAAAUUCAAAUGUGACGAAAUUUUAAACACUGUUUAUGAAGAAUUCUUAGUUAAGUACAAAGCAAAUAUUCAGGCUCCAACAAAGGAUUUAAAAUCGAACGAUAUCGAUUACGAAGAAGUUGGUUUGUACAUGAAUGACUUAUUCAAUGAUACAUUGGAAGAUUAUGAUAUCAGUGCUUCGAGAUACAAUAACUCUGUGUAUGAACAGAAAAAAUUAACAUUAAUUUCCAAAUUAAAUGAUUCAUUUAAGGAAAGUUUUGAGUUGUACAUUCAACAUUUAAUCGAUGCAUUGCUCAUCUCAUUUAAAGAGUCAUUAAAAAGUAAAUCGAGAAGCAAUUCUAACAUACGAUUUGUUGAACUAAUCAAGGUUUUGAAAUCCAAUUUUAUUAUGGAUUUCAAUACCAAAGCUUUGCUUAUUUCAUUGGAAGGAAAAUUACAAUUUACAAAUUAUGAAAGGACAUUAAGCACUAAAUUUGAUGAAAUUAUUGCACAACAGCAAGUUAAUGAGUUGAAUAAUAUUGUUAACAAAUCAACAAAGAAACUCGGCUCUGGUUUAAAUAAGUUUGUGAUUCAAGAAUUGAGCGAACCAGACGAAUCCAGUUGGGACAAGAUAUUGUCUAAGUUCAAAGAAACCUUAAAGGAAAUAUUAGUGAAGUAUGAAGUAGGUGAUGAUGAAGGAUAUGAUUUUGGUCUUGGUACAUCGCAAGAAUUGACUCAAUUCACUAUUGAUUCAAUUAAGUUCAAAUCGUGGACCAAAUUUCAUGAAAUCGUCAAGAAAUACAUUUCGAGAGAAAAUUUCCUUAACAUAUUAAAGGAGAGAUUUGAAGAUAAAUUCAGAUACGAUGAAAAUGGGUUACCAAGAUUAUAUCAAAAUGUCCAUGAGUUAGAAAUCAAUUUUAAAAAGUCAAAGGAUUUUGCAUUAAGAAUAGUUCCAUUCGUUACAAUUGCCAAAUUGAGUGAUGAUUCAGAGAUUUUGCCAGAUUUUAAUGUUUUCGAUAAACAGCUUCAAAAGAAGUUCCAAUCUGUAACUAUUAACUCAUUGGAAAUCGAAGAAAACCCUCUUGAAUUGGACUCUGAUUCAGAUGAAGAUGAUGAAGAAAAUGAAUUAAACUUUGCCAUUCUUAUUAGCGAAACUGAUAAGGCACUCGUUUUGUCUAAAUUUAAAAGAGAAACCGAUGCCGUCUUCGUCGAGACCAAUAGAUCUAUUGUUCAGCACGUCACACAAAUUCCGUACUAUAUAUAUUUAGUGAUUCUUGUAUUGGGAUGGAACGAGUUUUUGGCCGUUAUUCGUAACCCAUUAUUGUUCCUGUUGAUUCUUAUAUCAAGUGCAGGGAUUUACCUUUUAUAUACAUUGAACUUGUUGAGACCAGCAACAAUCGUGGUUCAGAAAUUUGUCGACGAAUGUGCUGCACAAGGUAAGGCCCAACUUAAGCAAUGGUUGGUUGAUGACCAUGGAAUGCAUGCUAACAAUUUAGGGAAGAUAUCAGGCGGUAGAGGUGGAAAGGAAACCGUGGAAGAGAUAGAGCUUGACGACCUUAGUCCAGUCGACAGUGAGUGA